AACAGUGUUUCUUCAAGUUUGUUGCUGCUACAACUUGUGUGUGAACAUUCUAUUUCUAAAAUGGCACGGAAACUUAUUCUCCAGAAAGUGAUACUGGUGAUUGUGAUUUUGGGUUCGGCUAAAGCAACGCAUAAUUGCAGAAAGAAUUUUCCAGAUGAUUGUCCGGCUGGCGAGUUUUGUGCUGCUCCCGGCAGUUCUUCCAAUCCAAGUCAAUUCAAAUGCUACGACUGCCCAUGCAGCAUGACAAGUCAGUGUAGGUUAGAGGGUGGUAAUGUCGUAUGCAACUGUACUGGGUCGGGAUAUACAGGAUCAACAUGCACCACUGAUAUAGACGAAUGUGCAACUGGUGCGGACAACUGUGAUGAAAACGCCCAAUGUACAAACACAAAUGGAACCUUCACGUGCGCCUGUAACGCAGGAUACUCUGGUAAUGGCGUUUCGUGCGUAGAUAUUAACGAAUGUACCACUAAUACGGACAAUUGUGAUGGUAACGCCCAAUGUACAAACACCGUAGGAAGCUUCACGUGCGCCUGUAACGCAGGAUACUCUGGUGAUGGCGUUUCGUGCGUAGAUAUUAACGAAUGUACCACUAAUACGGACAAUUGUGAUGGUAACGCCCAAUGUACAAACACCGUAGGAAGCUUCACGUGCGCCUGUAACGUAGGAUACUCUGGUGAUGGCGUUUCGUGCGUAGAUAUUGACGAAUGUACCACUAAUACGGACAAUUGUGAUGAGAACGCCGAAUGUACAAACACCGUAGGAAGCUUCACGUGCGCCUGUAACGCAGGAUACUCUGGUGAUGGCGUUUCAUGCGUAGAUAUCGACGAAUGUACCACUAAUACGGACAAUUGUGAUGAGAACGCCCAAUGUACAAACACCGUAGGAAGCUUCACGUGCGCCUGUAACGCCGGAUACUCUGGUGAUGGCGUUUCGUGUGUAGAUAUUGACGAAUGUACCACUAAUACGGACAAUUGUGAUGGUAACGCCCAAUGUACAAACACCGUAGGAAGCUUCACGUGCGCCUGUAACGCAGGAUACUCUGGUGAUGGCGUUUCGUGCGUAGAUAUUAACGAAUGUACCACUAAUACGGACAAUUGUGAUGUUAACGCCCAAUGUACAAACACCGUAGGAAGCUUCACGUGCGCCUGUAACGCAGGAUACUCUGGUGAUGGCGUUUCGUGCGUAGAUAUUAACGAAUGUACCACUAAUACGGACAAUUGUGAUGGUAACGCCCAAUGUACAAACACCGUAGGAAGCUUCACGUGCGCCUGUAACGCAGGAUACUCUGGUGAUGGCGUUUCGUGCGUAGAUAUUGACGAAUGUACCAUUAAUACGGACAAUUGUAAUGGUAACGCCCAAUGUACAAACACCGUAGGAAGCUUCACGUGCGCCUGUAACGCAGGAUACUCUGGUGAUGGCGUUUCGUGCGUAGAUAUUAACGAAUGUACCACUAAUACGGACAAUUGUGAUGGUAACGCCCAAUGUACAAACACCGUAGGAAGCUUCACGUGCGCCUGUAACGCAGGAUACUCUGGUGAUGGCGUUUCGUGCGUAGAUAUUAACGAAUGUACCACUAAUACGGAUAAUUGUGAUGGUAACGCCCAAUGUACAAACACCGUAGGAAGUUUCACGUGCGCCUGUAACGCAGGAUACUCUGGUGAUGGCGUUUCGUGCGUAGAUAUUGACGAAUGUACCACUAAUACUGACAAUUGUGAUGGUAACGCCCAAUGUACAAACACCGUAGGAAGCUUCACGUGCGCCUGUAACGCAGGAUACUCUGGUGAUGGCGUUUCGUGCGUAGAUAUUAACGAAUGUACCACUAAUACGGAUAAUUGUGAUGGUAACGCCCAAUGUACAAACACCGUAGGAAGUUUCACGUGCGCCUGUAACGCAGGAUACUCUGGUGAUGGCGUUUCGUGCGUAGAUGUUGACGAAUGUACCACUAAUACGGACAAUUGUGAUGGUAACGCCCAAUGUACAAACACCGUAGGAAGCUUCACGUGCGCCUGUAACGCAGGAUACUCUGGUGAUGGCGUUUCGUGCGUCGAUAUUGACGAAUGUACCACUAAUACGGACAAUUGUGAUGAUGACGCCCAAUGUACAAACAUCGCAGGAAGCUUCACGUGCGCCUGUAACGCAGGAUACUCUGGUGAUGGCGUUUCGUGCGUAGACAUCAACGAAUGCGAUGCCUCACCCUCACCUUGUGACACUAAUGCUUCAUGCGCGAAUAGCGUUGGAAGCUUCUCUUGUACAUGUAACACUGGAUAUUCUGGGGAUGGAUCACCUGGCAACUGCGAAAAUAUCAACGAAUGCCAAACACUUCCCCAACCCUGUCCAACUGGGUUCGACUGUAAUGACGAAACACCCGGGUUUUGCUGUAUACCUUCUUAAUAUCCUGUAACAGUAAUAGAACAACGCUCCGGACAGACGAUUCAAGCCGAAAUAUCGACCUUAUAAAAUUAUGAUGAUGGACAUGAACUCUGUUUUAUUCCUUUUUUUCUUACAUAUACAUAAAGAACUCUUACAUAUACAUAUAGAACUUCAUUAAAAUGCGUUUCUUAACAUCGAUUUAAAUUUCAAUGUUGAAAUAAUGUUAUAUGUAUGAUGAUGAUCUUUCUUUCUAUCUCUCCUUUCUCUUUUCUAUCAAUUCUGACUUGGCAUCCACAAAUAAAUUUCAAAUCAAUGCA
Ruditapes philippinarum (Manila clam) is the source of this 2687-nucleotide messenger RNA. RefSeq names its product fibrillin-2-like. Lineage: Eukaryota; Metazoa; Mollusca; Bivalvia; Venerida; Veneridae. The coding region runs from base 61 to 2391 and encodes 776 amino acids. Gene Ontology annotation, molecular function: calcium ion binding; protein binding. The record is from RefSeq and is a predicted model, not a curated record. The transcript has 21 exons.